This is a messenger RNA of Cariama cristata (Red-legged seriema), 1088 nucleotides long. It is a transcript of the gene AAAS, whose product is annotated as achalasia, adrenocortical insufficiency, alacrimia. Gene Ontology annotation, molecular function: protein binding. Gene Ontology annotation, biological process: nucleocytoplasmic transport. The record is from RefSeq and is a predicted model, not a curated record. Gene Ontology annotation, cellular component: nuclear pore. Lineage: Eukaryota; Metazoa; Chordata; Aves; Cariamiformes; Cariamidae.
UGGCUGGGGGGGUUUCCCCCCCCCCCCCCUCUCCCCCCCUUAUCCGGGCCUUCGCCUGGCACCCCCACACCAGCAAAUUUGCCGUGGCUCUUCUGGAUGAUUCCAUUCGGGUCUACAACUCCAACAGUGCCACCAUCCCCUCGCUGAAGCACCGCCUGCAGAGGAACGUGGCCGCCAUGGCCUGGAAGGCGCUCUGUGCCUCCAUCCUCGGUUCCUGCGUCUUGGUGUGGCACCUGGAUCCCACCUCCCUCUCCACAAGACCAUCGUCCGGCUGCGCUCAGGUGCUGUCCUACCCAGGGCACAGCCCCGUCACCAGCCUGGCGUGGGCUCCCAGCGGGGAGCUGCUGCUUUCGGCGUCGCCGGUUGACACGGCCAUGCUGGUAUGGGAUGUGUCCACCGAAAACUGCGUCCAGCUGCAGUGGUUUGGAGGCGGGGGUGUCACUUACUUGGCUUGGUCACCCGAUGGCAGCAAGGUCCUGGCAGCCACUCCCUCCGCAGUGUUCAGGUGAGCUCCCUGCCUGCGAGAUCCCGGGGAGCGGGCGUUAACGUGGCUCUGUGUCCUGCAGACGGGGUGCUGGAGCCCUGACGGCAGCCGACUGCUCUUCACGGUACUGGGCGAGUCCGUCAUCUACUCCUUGUCCUUCUCGGAGUACCGGGGGGAGAUGCAAGGGCAAGUGGGCGGCUCGAAAACAGCUUCUAUCGUGGCAGAUCUGUCUGAGACCACCUUCGAGACGCUCUACGGGGAGGAGAGGAUCGGAGGAGAAGUCCACUCCAUGGUGUGGGACCCCACCGGCGAGAGACUCGCAGUGAUCAUCAGAGGGCAUCCUGACGCUCCUGGGAGCCAGACGAUCAUUGCUGUGUUUCGCACCCGCAACAGCCCCGUGUUUGAGCUUCUGCCCUGCGGCUUCCUGCGAGGCGAGUGCGGCGCGCAGCCCCAGCUCAUCGCCUUCCACCCCUGCUUUAAGAAAGGGGCCCUCCUGACCGUGUGCUGGUCCACGGGGAAGAUCAGCCACAUCCCCUUCUUCUUCGUCAGCGCCCACGUCCCCUUCCCCAGUCCCAGCCGCAGCCCCGUCGUGGCCAGCGCCAGC